Monosiga brevicollis MX1 is the source of this 336-nucleotide messenger RNA. RefSeq lists its product as uncharacterized. Gene Ontology annotation, molecular function: peptidyl-prolyl cis-trans isomerase activity. The annotation marks the transcript as partial. Gene Ontology annotation, cellular component: nucleus; cytosol. NCBI's taxonomy places the organism in Eukaryota, Choanoflagellata, Craspedida, Salpingoecidae. The record is from RefSeq and is a predicted model, not a curated record. The transcript is spliced from 4 exons.
GCUCGUCAUAUCCUGGUCAAGCACGAGGAAUCCCGUCGUUGCAGCAGCUGGAAAGACGAGGAGGGCAAGAACAUCCGUGCUCGCUCCAAGGUUCAGGCCACCGAGAUGCUCACCAAGUUUCGCGAACAGAUCGUGUCUGGUGAGAAGAAGUUUGAGGAAAUUGCGGCCGUCGAGUCGGAUUGCGGAUCGGCAGCACAAGGCGGCGACAUUGGUACCUUCACGGCAGAGGAAAUCCAGAAACCUUUUUUUGACGCCGUUGCUGGUCUGGAGGUGAACGAAAUCUCACAGGUUGUGCACACGGACUCGGGCUCCCACAUCAUCCAGCGCCUGCCCUGA